Molecule: messenger RNA, 729 nt
Organism: Cylicocyclus nassatus
Lineage: Eukaryota; Metazoa; Nematoda; Chromadorea; Rhabditida; Strongylidae
Source: the annotation of a GenBank genome assembly
AUGUACAGUACAUUGUUGCAAUACUCGAUCCGUUUCCUUCCUCGUAAACUAGCACCCACUCGCAAUGCUGUAACACUUUGGAAGAGAUCAGAGAUAGUACAACGGAGAAGUGAUGGCUCGCAUCGGGGACAGGAACAGAUACAGAGACGUGGAUACCCUUGGUCGGCUUCUUCACAGGACUACAUUCCAAUUAUCAUUAGAAGCCAUCUGAGGGGCAGAUGGAUGAAAGAAUAUGCAAAAAUCAAAGUGAAGAAAAAUUGUAGCAGACUAGAUGCCUUGUAUGUAUGCAAUCACACAAUAUGUAUAAUUGGAAAAUUGGAAAUCUGCAAAGAAAAACUACGCAAGCAGCUGAGUUUUUUAUUCGUGCAGUGGAUGGCGAAGAUCUAUAGAAAGGAUCCACAGCCGGAUCCAAGACGACUCAAUCCGGUAGAAUCCGAGCUUCAACGGCUGCUCGCGCACUAUCGCGAUGUACGCAGCAGAUCGAAAGUUUUGAGAUUGCCCAUCAUACAUCAAUAUAGUGAAGAAGAUCCUUACGUCAGAGCUUUGGAGAAUUAUCUAAAAAUGUUUCAAAGCGACGAACCAUUCCAAUUUUGCCAUCUCGCCAUGCCGAACGACUUUGGAAAUAUCAUUAAGCUAAAGUUCUUGCGAACACCAAUUUUCACAGAUGAACAGGUGAAUCAUUACCUUGUCGAAGAAGUGUUGCAUUUGAUUGAACGUCGCCAAGAGUAG